This is a messenger RNA of Phyllopteryx taeniolatus (common seadragon), 3466 nucleotides long. It is a transcript of the gene aspn, whose product is annotated as asporin (LRR class 1). The transcript has 8 exons. The record is from RefSeq and is a predicted model, not a curated record. The coding region runs from base 183 to 1250 and encodes 355 amino acids. Gene Ontology annotation, molecular function: protein binding. NCBI's taxonomy places the organism in Eukaryota, Metazoa, Chordata, Actinopteri, Syngnathiformes, Syngnathidae.
CUGAGACAAGGGGGGGGGGAUGCUGUUCUGUGCGCUGACUUCGGUUGCAUCCCUCAGUCGUGUGUAGCUGCAAGUCUGCUUCUGCUGCCGUGCUCGCUGCCUGGGCUUUAAACGAGGGCAAAAAAAAAAAAAGCUUCUGACGGAUAAGCUAAGCUAACCCAAAUCGGUGGUCCGGCCGCACCAUGAGGGUGGUCCUCCUGCUCUCUCUGCUGACGUUGGGCAGCAGCAAAUACUACCAACGCGUUAACGUCAUGGACGUGAUGAGAAACUACGACGUCAUGAUGGCCGAUUCCGACGACUACAACAACUUUGACGAUCACUACGCCAGCUGUCCCGUGGGCUGCCACUGCUCACCCAGAGUGGUGCAGUGCUCCGAUCAAGGCCUGAUCAACGUGCCGGCCAAGAUUCCCGGCGACAGCUCGAUGAUCGACCUCCAGAACAACGACAUCACCGAGAUCAAGGAAGACGACUUCAAAGGCCUGGACAAGCUUUACGGACUGUUCCUGAUCAACAACCGGAUCUCAAAGAUCCACCCGCGGGCCUUCAAGAACAUGAACCACCUGCGCCUGCUCUACCUUUCCUACAACCUGCUGACGGAGAUCCCGGCCAAUCUGCCGCCCAAUAUCAUCGAGCUGCGCUUCCACGAAAACAAGAUCAACAAGAUCCAGAGGGAUGCCUUCAAAGGCCUCAGGAAGCUGCACGUGCUCGAGCUGGGCGCCAACCCUCUGGCCAACGGCGGCAUCGAGCUGGGCGCCUUCAACGGCCUGGCCACGCUCUACGUGGGAAUGUCCGAGAGCAGGCUGACGGCCGUGCCCAAAGACUUGCCCUCCUCCAUCACAGAGCUCAACCUGGAGUACAACAAGAUCUUUAAGGUGGAAGUGGAAGACUUCAUCAGAUAUAAAAAUCUCCAGAGACUGAGCCUGAGCUUCAACCAAAUCCGCUUCGUGGAGAACGGCAGUCUGGCCAAGAUCCCCAACAUCCGCGAGAUCCACCUGGACAACAACAAUCUGAAGAAGGUCCCGGUCGGACUCAGCUCCUUGCGCUACCUCCAGGUGAUUUUCCUCCACGCCAACAAAAUCACCAGCGUGGGCGUCAACGACUUCUGCCCCAUCAGAUUCGGCGAGAAAAAGAACUUGUACAGCGGCAUCAGCCUGUUCGCCAACCCCGUCAAGUACUGGGACGUCCACCCCGCCACCUUCAGAUGCGUGGGCGGACGACGGGGCAUUCAGCUCGGAAACUUCCGGAAGUGACGGCCACGCGUCGGCCGGACAGCUAGGGACCGUCCGUCAAACAGGGGAGAACCGGAAAUGAUCGCAACUUCAAUAAAAGUCUCAUAAUCAGAGAUGACACCAAUGUGAAAAAUUUCACAUCACGAUAAAACGUGAGCAAAAUUAUAAGCAGUAAUUAUCACUAUUAUCACAAUAUUGCUAAAAAAAAAAAAAAAAAAAGAUCAUCAAAUCACACAUACAAGCACCAAAAGCAUUCCGAAAGAAACCGCAUGUAGUUUUUCCACAUUAGAAAUUCGAAACAGCCAAGCAAAAAAGUUUCAUGCAUGCAAACCCCACAAAUAAAAAAAGAAGAAAAAAAAAAACUUGCCCUGGAGUACAGGAAUCCCCCGCAUAUUCGUGGUUCACUCAGCUAAAUUCAGCUAUCCGUGUUUUUGUUUUUUGCGCUCGUUCUGAAACACCCUAAGAAGCGCAAGAUGCCCCUGAAGCCCUGUUGGAAUAGGAAUCGGUGUCAAGGAAGUAUAGUGCGCCUUGACUGACAAGUUUUUGUCUUUGCAUGUCAGGGAGGAGCUGUACGUAGACCGUUAGUGGAAGUUACGGAGAGUCGUCGCCUAAUGUCACGCACGCGAGCGCUUACGGUGCAUUUUCUCAAAAUCCAAUCUGGAAGCCAUUUCUUUGAAGGUUAAUGUAAGGAGAAAGGAGAGUUGAAUUGUUUUGGAUCAAAGAUUGUGGCUAUUGACAUAGGCAAUCGGAAACAUUUUUGGUGUACAUUUUGUUGCUUCUUUUUUUUUUCUUCUUUACUUUUUCACGGAAGGCUCCGUUCCCUAUCCCCCGCAAAAAGUGGUGGAUUACCAUGCCGUUUUGGGUGGUGACAAAAGAUUUGACACGUUUUCCGCCCGUCACGGCGACUUUUUUUUUUUUUUUCCUGCAUUCUCAGCCGACAUGUUCAUCUUCAUCUUUAAUUAAUUUCCCAACUGCAGCCUCGGAAAAAGCUAAUCCACACUUCUGCCCUCGUCCUUUUUUUGUUUUUUUUAGGUGAAGAAAUCAAAUUUUUUUUUGCAGCACCGUUAUGGUCUUCUUCUGUGGUUUAUAUCUUGGUUUUCCUUUUUGUUGGCUGUUGCAAUGUGUGUGCAGUCCCCCGAAGGGAGAAGCUGCAAGACCACUACGACUCUCAGAGACGUUAAAAUUACGGUAAUGACGAUAAUUCCAAAAAAUGAAAGGGUAAUGCUUGUCGGAAAUUUGACCGUGGUUUAUCAGUGCAGGGGGUUCUCAGUUUAGUUUCAUGUACUACUACGCUAAUGCAGUAGUAAUUACAGAAAAUAUUUGAAUGAAAAACACUUUUAGUCUAUAAAUAUAAAACAAUCAAAUGAAAUCUAGUAAGUAUGGCGGAAAGUGAGUGUGCCACUGAAGAAACUAGUUUGUGUGCGCUGUUCAUAAUCUGGAACCAUUGUAUAUCGGUACCAUCCUAGGUCUAGUUUGGCGCAAAUUCGAAAGACAACCACUGCUCGACAUAAACACGGCAGUGACGAUAACUGAAAAACGGAAUGGCUAAAUUCGGUCGAGGGGGUCAGUUCAUUGCUUUCUGUUCGUAACCUCAAAACGUCACAACAUCAGUACCGACGUAAACCGAGGAGCCGCUAUAAAGAUCCGUUUUGUGGGGUUAGCAACCAAAACUAGCAAAAAAAAAAAAAAAAAAAACUUGACGGAUUGCUUUAUACUAGUGAUAAGAUUGUAUGAUUACAAAUAUGUAACCUUCGUCGAGACGACAAACGGAAUUUUCCGUCUUUUAACCUUUUUUUUUUUGAAUGAAGUUUUUUUUUUUUUUUUUUUUUUUAAAUGUCAUUUGGGGGCAUUGUGAAGUUGAAAUCUUCCAUUUCGAACGAGCGUUCCUUCCAGCAAAGGUCUGUACUCACUGGAGGAUAUUGGCCACAUUCAGUGCAAUAAUAUGUGACUCCAAAGAUCAGAUCUUUUUAUUUUUUGUCUUGAAAUGUUUUAUACACAUGGAGUACUUUAACAGACACUGUCCUUCUCGUAAAAACAAAAAACGAAAGUGUCCUCAGCAGGGCUGUGGAUGAACAAAUUGUCCAAAAUGUCUCCAGGUUGAACUCACAUGCGGCUAGUGUCGUUGAUUGCAGGCAUGUAUGGUAAUAAAAAGCAUUGUUUUUCCCUCCAGUGUCCUCUCCUCCAAUGGUGCUAUAUUUAUUGAGUAUGUUUUCAAAUAAACCUGGAACACCUCCCCA